AUGGCAUACCCAAGACCAACAUCAAUGCUUCCGAGUGCGCCUGGCGGAUCUUCUCUUCGCCAACCUGGCUCCCAAUCGACCUCCCAACAAUCUUCGGCGCUGUCGGCCCGCAUUGCAGCCAAGAAGGCGGAGCUAGAGAAUUUACGCCAGCUGCGCGAUCUGAGUGGAACACUAGCGAUGCAGAUGCAAGCUUUGGAGGCCAAGGUUUCUACGCUGAAGGAUGGCACCGAAGCUGUUGCCUACGUCUUAUCUAACUGGGAUAAUGUUUUACGAGCUAUCACCCUGGCCUCCAAAAAAACGAGUGGACUCCACGAAGCCGAGCCGGAGAAUAAGAAUGUGGACAUGCAAACCGAAGCUCGCUUGCCGGCAACACUGGUUCGCAUUCCAGCUGAGCCACGUGAGAAAACUGGCGAGUGA
Penicillium antarcticum is the source of this 417-nucleotide messenger RNA. RefSeq names its product DASH complex subunit DAD2. The transcript has 3 exons. Lineage: Eukaryota; Fungi; Ascomycota; Eurotiomycetes; Eurotiales; Aspergillaceae. Gene Ontology annotation, biological process: mitotic cell cycle; attachment of spindle microtubules to kinetochore. Gene Ontology annotation, cellular component: DASH complex; mitotic spindle midzone; mitotic spindle. The record is from RefSeq and is a predicted model, not a curated record. The coding region runs from base 1 to 417 and encodes 138 amino acids.